Messenger RNA from Phalacrocorax carbo (great cormorant), 7307 nucleotides. Lineage: Eukaryota; Metazoa; Chordata; Aves; Suliformes; Phalacrocoracidae. The record is from RefSeq and is a predicted model, not a curated record.
GGAGCGGGAGCGGGGCAGCGCCCGGCGGGACGGCACCGGCAGCGGCAGCGGCAGCGGCAGCCACCCGCAGACACCCACUGCCCGGGCGCGGCGGAGGCGCGGAGCGGAGCGGAGCGGAGCGGCGGCCCGAGGGCAGGCGAUGCUCACAGGGGCAGUUGUGGCUCCUUGUUCAGCAGCUCUUCAAGGAGGGCAGGAGGGGGAUUGUUCACUGGUGGAGCCAUUCGAAGCUCAGCUGAACCCGAGCCAGCAUCAGCUGGGGGUCACGUCUGCAUACCUCCCUGGGCAGAGUCCCUCACGCAUUUGAGAAACUACAAGUGAAGAAGUUGAAUGUUUUGCUUCAGCUGAAGAGAAUAUUUCCCAAGUCCUAGGGGGAAAAGGUGAAAAAGAGAACCAGAGGAUGUUGCUAGUAGGUAUGUACAUGGCAGGAAGCCAUGACUAGCAGUGUGAUUAUCACCAGGAAACAAAAAGUCACUGCUGAUAGGGUACUGUAUGGCAGCGCCACUUCUGUGUUGUGUUACCUGCUGGACUUUGUGGCCUGGGGAGCACUGUAUGUCUACGUGAGAUAUUCUCCUGCCCAUUCGUCUGCUGGAGUUUGAAUUAUUCUGCAUCUGGUUAAUCCACUUUCCUGGAGUUACCAAGCCCUGGUCUUUUUUCUUGAUACCUGCUAUUGUAAAGAUCAUGAAAAGCUAUGAGGAGAAAAGCAUGUGCGUGAGCAACCUUCACCGACCGGCAGCUGAGUGCUCUUCAGACCCCAGGCAGCUUUGAGGCAUCUUGGCUCUUCAGUGCUCUGCAGAUAUGAACGCUGAGCUUUUCUGGCACGUUCUCACAUUGGCCUGGUCACUCUCACCAUGCUAGUACGUGGGAAAGACGACUUCUACUCAGACGUAGCUUACAUCAUCCUGGAGCUGGUCAUUGCGGUGCUGGCCAUCCUGGGGAACAUCCUGGUCUGCUGGGCCGUGUAUCUGAAUAGCAACUUGCAGAACGUCACCAACUAUUUUGUGGUGUCCCUGGCUGCUGCCGACAUUGCCGUGGGUGUGCUGGCAAUCCCCUUUGCCAUCACCAUCAGCACUGGCUUCUGUGCCUUCUUCUAUGGCUGCCUUUUCAUUGCCUGCUUUGUCCUGGUCUUGACUCAGAGUUCGAUCUUCAGCCUCCUUGCCAUCGCCAUUGACAGAAUCAUUGCUAUCCGUAUACCCCUCAGGUACAACGGCUUGGUGACUGGCUCUCGAGCUAAAGGUAUCAUUGCCAUCUGCUGGGUAUUAUCUUUCAUCAUCGGCUUGACACCAAUGCUAGGGUGGCACAAUCGCUCCCAGAUUGAAGAGCUGGGUUCCAAUAGGUCCUCUCCUAUCAACUGCAGCAACAGUAUGGUGGCAUGUCUCUUUGAGGCUGUGGUCACCAUGGAGUACAUGGUCUACUACAACUUCUUUGCCUGUGUGCUCUUGCCCCUCCUCCUCAUGUUUGGUAUCUACUUGAAAAUCUUCAUGGCAGCCCGGCGACAGCUCAAGCAGAUGGAGAACAAGAUGGUACACGGGGAACGUUCUCGCUCCACUUUGCAGAAGGAAGUCCACGCAGCUAAGUCUUUAGCCAUCAUUGUUGGGUUGUUUGCAGUCUGCUGGCUUCCACUACACAUUAUUAACUGCUUUACCCUUUUUUGUCCCAAAUGUGCCCAUGCUCCCCUCUGGCUGAUGUAUCUGGCUAUUAUCCUGUCUCAUGCCAACUCGGUUGUAAAUCCUCUAAUUUAUGCCUACCGAAUCAGGGAGUUCCGAUACACCUUCCGUAAAAUCAUCAGCCAGCAUAUCCUGGGCCGGAAGGAGCUGUUCAAGGCAGGAACAGCCAGCUCUAGGACUUCCACACAUGGUGGGGACAUGGAGAACGCCAGCAUACGAAUCAGUGAGUAUGCGUUAGAGGUAUACACCAAUGGGGAGAUCCACAGGGAUCCUGAAAAGCAGGACUUAAACAAAUGCAAAGCUGGCUUGGAAUGGCACCAGAAUGGAAAUGCUCUGGAUGUGGAGACAAAUGGGCAUCUCCCACAUUCCUGCAAAAAUGGAAUUCUCUCAGAUGCAUGCAUGAACAGGGAGCUUCACAGUGAAGAAUUAACUGAUGCCCAGGUGUCUUACUCGGAUCUAGAAAGAGCAGCCUUUGCAGCAGCUGAUGUUUCCUGAUAGGACUUUCAAAGUCUUCCUGGUAGAAUUUUAUUUUUUUCUCUUAGUGACCUCUGCCGUGGCAGAUAGGGAGGCUGGGGGGCGGGGGGAGAGGCGUGUAUUCAGAUUGCUGUGGAGAAAGGGGUUCCUACCCAGGACUGUUGGGAAGAUCCUAAAUACUAGACUGGAGAAAAGCCAAGAGAACCACUGAAACGGACUAAGGAAGGAGGGACAUGUUACCCAUUGAUGACCUGUCACCAAGAGCAGUGCCAAGGUCAAAGAUGGCAUUCCAAGUUCAGCACUGGGAGACUCUGCUGAUGCAGGGCAUGUCAUGACAUUACGCCGUACUGUGUAUCUGUGGUUGUAUGUUGGUUUUGCUGUCUUUACCACUAGAAAUAAAAGCAUGGCUGGAAGUAUUCACUGAAUGGCAAGGAGCAACAGGGAGGGGUCUUUUAGUACUUUGGCCCUGCAACAAGUGGAGGAGGGAUAGCAACAUCUAUUGGUCAGGAAGGAUGCCAGCAGCUGCUUGGAAGGGGAAGGAAUUUACCUGAUGCGAACUCUGCAAACCUUCAACCAUGGCAUUUUGUCUUCCAGUUUAUGUUUUAAAGCUUACACUGCAACAGGUUGCUCGAAUGUUUUUUUUUCUUGUCUUGGUAAGAUUAUAUUAAGUUAUAGGAGAUGGGCAAGAACUCAUAUCCAUUCCCUUGAGCGCUCAAUCUUCCAGAUGCACAAGGCAAAUAUAACCUCAUAGCUCUUCACUUUGUCUAACAAAUAAUGAAAAUGGAGACUGUAAUAUGGAUUUCCCUUAGCAAAAGGGCUGUCAGCAGGACUUGGUGCUGCAGAUAGCAGACAAGUGGGUCAGGCUGUGGUCUGUGUCACCGGGGCAGUCAUGCCCCAAGGUGUUGCAAAGAGCUGUGGGUCUGUGAGCUGUCUGUAGGCUGGUGGGCACUGUCUGAUUUUUCUUCCUAUCUCCGUGCUUAUCCUCACGGGCUCCUAGAAUAAAGAUUCUUUCCAUGGCCCUAGAUGUGUGUGAGGGGAGCUAAUUUUCCAUAAUUUUGUUGUUUUCAUCCCCACUCAAAAGGCUGUGGGACCUUUUUUUCUUCUUUCUCAGUGUAGGGAGGAACACACACACACGUAACACUUAUUUUUGAAAUUCCAUUGAGCUCUAUUUAAACACCUUUUCUCCUGCAAUUUCAGUUUUUUCUUGAUGUGCUUUACCAUGAAGCCCAAUGUGUCCCUGCGGUGCAGAGGCCAACAGAGCUGGGUCUGUCUGGUCAGAAGAUGCCCCUACUCUGAGAAGCUGAAAGGCAUCAGUAUUAGUGGAAAACAGCUUAGAAACUGCAUGUAGUCUGUGUGAGAGAACAGGCAAAUCUGUGCUGCAGCAAGAGUAUGCACUGAUGUGGUUUCUUGUAGAGGUGUUUCACAGCACCUGUAUCACUUAUGAAGCCUGGUAGCUCAAGGACAGCAGGACACCACAUCAGCUUGAAUUCUACCUAAACAUUGUCUGGUCUUUGUUUUCCAGAUAAAUAAUCCAUGUUCAAUACCACCAGCCUUCUGGAGAGACAGGCAGUAAUGGUCCUCCUGGAAAACUGAAAGUCUGGUAAUCUGAGGCAUUUGAAGCUUGUUCCCUAGCUGAAAACAUGAGAAUUGUCAUCCCCCAAGCCACCUCAUGUCUGUCCACUAACAUUUCAGAAGCCAAGUAAUCUAAUUUUCAGAAAGUAAAAGGGAACUGGACUUUGAUAUUUGAGGAAGGGCAGGUUAGGCUUGUGUGUUCUUAUUCCAUGUUUAUUUUAAAUAUUGUGAACUAUUAAAAUGAAAAGUCAGUUUUAUUUGAGGAGAACUUUCUUUAUGCCACUCUCCCUACAUGAAGGUGGGGGGUAGUUUAUAAUGCUGAACGUGUUCAAGUAUAUAACUGCUCCAGGCUAGCACAAAGCUUACUGUGAGAAGGAUGAAAAGAUGUGGUUGCCACCUCAAUCCUUAGCAGAAAGACAGGCAAGUCUGUAGAACAAUAGACUUCACAGUUUAAUUGAAUUGCUCCUUUCUUGGCAUGGCUCUUCCACGUAGUCUAACGUCAGAGGAGUGGAUUAUCACUCCAGCACCAUUAACAAACACUAAGCCAUUUCCCUGUGACUGAUGUCAUAGGUAAUUCCUCUGUAGGGUGACUUGGGAUCUUGUUACUCUUGAUCUUUCUGGGUGGAAUAUUUCUGUAGGUUAUUUGUGGGAUGGCUCCUCUGGCCUCCUGUAAUAGUGGCAGAGGCACUCAGUCAGGAAAACGGGGGUCUCACCUCUUCAGGCCUCAGCUGGGAGCUGAAAUGUUUCUAAGAAUAACACAAGAUUACAUCCGGUAUCCAUGUCAAUAACCAUUAGGUCCACAAAGAAGCAGAGCAGGGAAGGAAGUGUGGGAAAAUACCAGCAUUGCUCAUGUGCUGGAACACAUGUGGGUGCAGAAUUGUCUCCUAUUGAGCUUCAGUUACCAUUGUAAAGGGAUGUGUUCUGCCACAUUGCAUCAGACUUUCAACAGCUGGUGUGGGUUGGUUGCUUUCUGUUGUUUCCUGAGCUGCUUCACACUCAAUUAUGGCAGCUUCUUGCUUGGUUGCCACAUGAAUCAAGUUGAUCCAUGUUGUUGCAGCAAACAUAGGAUUGUCCCUCUGGAAAACUUUCCUGCCCAAACAGAUUGUCAUGUGAGCUUACUGAGUUUCCAGGUGUCUUGAAAUUAGCUUUCCCAUUGCUGUUUGAGAUGCCCCCCAAGCAUGUCCAGUCCCUUUCAAUAUUAGUGAUCCAGAUUUAAAAGAAGAGGGUGUGUGAAGGGGCUGGGGGAUGCAUACAGGGGGAACUGCAGUGUGAGUAAGAAGGCAGAGUGUUUUGUAUAGAAUUGGAAGCCUGUAGUCACUGGAAGGAAGGGACAGCAAUUGCACCAUGUGCUGUGCACCUUCUGGCAAACAUAUGUCUUGAGAUGGACCUUCAGAAGAUGUUUCUGAAGCAGUUGUUGGAGGGAGCAUGAGCCUUUUGAGCAGAAUUUUGGAAUUCUUACUUAUUGGUUCCUAGGGAUUGUGAUUUCAAGGUUUUCUUUUAUUAAAAGAAAAAAAGAAGCUUGAGGGUCUUUCUUCCUCCUGGAAGUGCCCUCCACUCUUGAGAAAAGUAUCACUCUUCCAAACUGCAUAGGGCAGGGAUCAUUAGAAAUGUGAAAGUUAAAUAAUUUUUUUCCUAACCUCUCCACUCAUAUCCCCAUUUUCGUUGUAGCUGGAGGAUAUUUAGAUGUUGAAAUAUAGCUGUUCUGGAUAAACAAAGAUGGUACCAACACAAAGGGAAGAAUGAGGUGAUCAUCAGGAGAGGCUGGAGAAGACCUCCUUAGGAAUCCAAAGUGCAGUGGGUCCAGUGAGUAACAGUUGGGGUAAGAAAAGACUAAUUUCUUUGAACGGGAACGUCUUACUAAAAAUGGCUCAAGAGCCAUAGAGAGAUGUGGUGCUUCAUUUGGCAUGAAGGCAUUCCAAGAAUUUCACCAUUCCCUGGAGACUCUUAGGCUCCAGGGUUUAUUUGCUUCACAGGGUUUCAGAGAAAGUUAAGUUUGACCAGUUUCCAGGAGCAAUUUUUUCAAGAGGUCUUCUUGAGGCCCUGUCCUCAACAGGGCACUGCUUUUUCUGUGUGCAAAUAAAUGCACUUACAGCUUUGUCCUGCAGGGUUUCUUCCAGUAUCAUUCAGUAAUAUUUUAAAGCUCUGUGCAAGCUUGAACUGCAGCUCUUGAACAAAGAAGCAGUUUGGCAUGGUGGAGCAGCUGGGGUUACUGUAGGCAGAAGGGGCUUGCCACGGAUCCCAGUUGGUGCUAGGAAACUUACUGUGCAGAUGGACCUGGGAGUUAUAUGGAGUAGUCUGAAUCUUUUGUCAUUCUUUGAAAAGAGGCUCUAGGGGAUGCUGGUGGGUAUAGAAAAGUCUCUAAGGUGUGGGAGCAGACUGGAGGGUUAGGAUUAGGUGGGAAAUCUUUGUGGUGAAGGAAAGUAAGUUUGAAAGGUAGGUGUUUGGGUGGAUUUCAGGGGAGCAGGGAUGUGCUGGGUUGUGCUGGGGAUUGCACAGAUGGUCUCCGGAGAGCGGUGCUGGCAUGAGACCAAGGUGUGACUUGCUGAGGAUGGACUCUGGAAAGGAUGUGCAUCUUAUGGCUCUCCUGGGGUCACUGCAGAGGGGCAACCUUCCCCAGUGUGUGUGGAGGGUUGACAUAUGUGGUCUGUAUGUGACUGAGGUAGAGAAGGAUCUUAUGGAUUAUAUCCUUUUCAGGUGCAUUGUCUCAUUUCAUGAGCAUGUCCAGGUGUGACAAAAGCCCAUCUGCUUCAUGAACAUGAGACCCACCUAAAAACAAAUCAAUUCAGCUAUGUUCUGUGGGAAGGACAAGCAUGCUGUAACAGUGUUGCGAUGCAUUUAAACUGUAGAAUACUCUCUAGUGGUGUUUGCUAAGAUUAGCUGCCUAAUAGUUAUUUCUCUCCCGAUUUGUUUUGGGCACCAAACUGCACUGAGUCAUACCGGAGUUCUUUCUUCCCAGCCCUGAGCUUUUCUCUUUCUUUACAGUAAAACACAUCAAGAGUAACUAAAAUCAUACCAGUUCCUUCUUUGCAGGAGUGGUGACUAACCCUGACAGACUGAGAAUCCCCAAACUGGGGCAGUGUUUUCUGUAACUCCCUGUCUCAUUUGUCUGCUGGGACUGUUCACACAAGGAUGUGUUGAAAUCAAGACUGGAACCUGUUGAUCUGAGAACAUCCUUUGCUUCUCCCACUCUGUCUCAGGAGCUGGCUCAGUUCCUGCACCCUAUCCUGUGGAGCGGUUGUCUCUGUGGUCUGCAAGCCAAGACACUAUGAACACGCUGCUGCACAUGCUGUCACUAUAAAACAAUUAUUCUGUUAAUUUAAAUGUUUUAUGAAUAUUGUUGUUUUCCCUGUUGUUUGUUACCAGUGGGAGAGGAGGGAAGGGGGUGGGAGAAUCUGUGCAUGCAAAUAUAUUAUAAGUGCAUUGACCAAAGUUGGUUGGGAUUUUUUUAUUAUUAUUAUUUCUUUUUUUAAUCUGUGAAGUUUUCAUAUCUGUGAAGUCAUCAGACUGCUGGGCAGUGAGGAGCUGCUGGUGCUGCUGAGUCUGUCUUGGUUACAUUUCUUAAUAAGCAUUAAAAUAAUAAAAUAUAUUUGUAAAAGA